AUGGUCAACCGCCUCCAAGGAAAGAACGCCAUCAUCACCGGUGCCGCUGGCGGCAUCGGUCUCGAAACCACAAUCCUCAUGCUCCAAGAAGGCGCCUCCGUCCUAAUGGCCGACAUCUCCCAACCCGCCCUCUCCUCCGCCUUGACAAAAGUCCAAUCCCUCUGUCCAGGAACACGGGUUGAAACAAUCCAAGUCGACGUGUCCUCCGAAUCCUCUGUGAAAAGUAUGGUCGAGAAAGUGGAUUCCUGGGGUGGAGUGGAUAUCAUGUUCAACAAUGCGGGAAUCAUGCACGCGGAGGACGCGGACGCGAUUGCUACGCCGGAGAAGAUCUGGGAUUUGACGCAGAAUAUUAAUGUCAAGGGUGUUUGGUUCGGGUGUAAGUAUGCUGUAGAGAGCUUCAGGAGGAAUGGAAAGGUGAAGGGGAGUGUGAUUAAUACGGCGAGUAUGGUUGCGCUUGUUGGGGCGGCGACGCCGCAGUUGGCGUAUACGGCUAGUAAGGGGGCUGUUUUGGCGAUGACGAGGGAGUUGGGCAUUGUUCAUGCGCGCGAAGGAUUCCGGUUUAACUCUCUCUGUCCUGCGCCUCUGAACACACCUCUCCUUCAAGACUGGCUGGGUGAUGACAAGGAGAAGCGUUUCCGUCGCGAAGUCCACUUCCCAAGCGGCCGUUUCGGCGAAGCUAUUGAGCAGGCCCACGCUGUGAUCUUCCUGGCGAGCGACGAAUCGUCUUUUGUCAACGCGACCGACUUUGUCGUUGAUGGCGGUUUAACAAAGGCAUAUGUCACACCCGAGGGGCCGGCGACUGCCGCUCCGAAGAAUCAAGCUUCAUGA
Molecule: messenger RNA, 828 nt
Organism: Penicillium maclennaniae
Lineage: Eukaryota; Fungi; Ascomycota; Eurotiomycetes; Eurotiales; Aspergillaceae
Product: oxidoreductase, short-chain dehydrogenase/reductase family
Exons: 3
Coding region: 1-828 (275 amino acids)
Source: RefSeq, a predicted model, not a curated record